AUGGAGGAGGUGAAGUGCAGCUUGCUGGGCUUCAACUCAGCACUCCUCAAGCAGCCGCUGGAUACGCUUUCGUCAGCGGCCGACACGAGGACAACAAAGGAGUGGAGUGCGGACAGCGCGGCUGGUGCCUCGUCCGCGGCAGCCUUGCGCAGGUACUGCGAGGCGUUGCCUUUUCACCCCACAGAGCGACUUCUUCUGCAGAGCGCCCUGCCUCUUGGUCGCAGCUAUCACACGCUUCUGCGCGCCACCCAGGAGGCGGCUGUCGGCCGCACUGAGGGACUGUACCCAGCCGCUAUUGCGAAUGGGGUGAAGAAGAUUCUUGUCAACUACGCCGAGGCGGUGAAGGCGGCCGAGACGCCGUCGGCGCUUGCUGUGCUCCCGGCUACCUACAUCCUGACGUUCACCCUCCUGGAGGCUAUCGUCAAGCAACAACAGCAGACGGAGGUGUGUCUGCCGUUGCUCGGCGACUUCCUUCACAAUCAGGAGGUCCCGGCAGUCUUUCGCCGUCUUCUCGGAGAAAGCGUGUGGCUGGCGCUGCUCUACACUACGGCUCACUACAUUGCACAUGGUGUCGUGUUGCACGCACGUCGGGACUACUUCAUUGCACUGCGCACCAAACCAACGGAAACUGCAGCGGCGGCGGUGCCGGUGGGGAGCACCUCAACCCGCUUCAGGUGCGGCGGUGAGGAGCACAUCCUCUACACAGACCGUCUUCCGCUCGGCGUGUCCCCCGAGCUAGGCCUCUUGAUAUUGGCGGCAGGUAAAGAGCGGCGGGUGCUGCUACGCGACGCGGAUGUGCAGGGUGGCAGCGACUACCUGGAGCAGCUGGCUCUCGGUUCACAGGACGAGGCCGCCAAUGCUGUCUUUCACUCCAUCUUUGACGUGCAGCUGUGCCAUGGUGGUGUACUGGCCGCAGAGGAGCUAGCGGCACGUGUGGAGGCGGCGAAGACGCUGUGGUCCAAGGCAUUGUGGAUGAAGGUCGGCGAUUUUCCUUCGCUAAAGGUGAACCUUGCCGCCCUGCGGAACAUGUUUCUCUGCCACCGCGGCGACGUGUGGUACGCUUUUGUGGAGCGUGUGUUGUCUGCUCUUGCUGGUUUGCAGCCGAUUCAACACGGCGGUUGCGAAGGUGCGGCAGCGUCACCUGCGCGGGCGCCGCUGCUGCCGUCACUCUCGCCCGCUGCCACCAUCGAAGGGGCCGAGGGCGCAAAUGAGGAGGCGAAGGGCGAGGAUGCAGCAGACGCUCUGGCUCGUGAGUCUCGUGCCGUGGCUUCCCGUGGCGCCUACCUGCAGCGCACCGCUGCGGACGCAUUCUUGUUCGCUCUCUCCGUCAGCAAUCUGCACGACACCGCCGCGUACGAGCCAUUCACGAUGCGGGUGGCGGCGAGCAGUAUUCAGCAGGCGAAUGCGGCCUUUGCUGGUGAGGACCAGGGGCGAGCGGGCCGGCGCACCCGCGGCGGUGGCGGCGCGGCUGCUUCAACAGAGGACAUGGCGCGGCACCUCCUGCUCGUCGUUCAAGCUCUUCAUUUGCAGUAUAUCCCUCCUCAAGGUCUGCUGCUAAUCGUGUCGCAGAAGUCAUUGCAGUACUACCAGCGACUCUUCUCGUUUCAUCUCGCCCUUCGAUUCUCACUGGAGGCGCUUGCAGUGACGCGCUCACUCUUCUCGGAGGCGUUGGUAACCAACUUGAGCCCCUCGGCAGACCUGCGUCGCGCUUUUUCUCUGUUUCAGCUUCUGCACUUUCUGGAGUCCUCGGUGGGCUACUACAUGCAAGUGGAUGUCAUCAGCGUGUACACCGCACAACUCGAGGAGCAACUCGCGUCGACUACAUGCACGAGCGUGGACCAGGCAAAGCACUUCCACGACCAGUUCAUAUGGCAUGUGGCGGAGGCUACGUUUCUCACGGAAGGCUCCGAGCCGCUUCUGCGCGCGUGCCAGUCCCUCAACACGUGUGCGACAACCCUCUACACCCUCUGCACGCGCUAUCGCAUCUCGUACUGGGCGGUCGAUGGCGUCAACAAGACUCCGGUGGAGGUGCGUGCGACGCUAAGUGCCCUCGAGGCGCGUGUGCAGCAGGAGGUUGUGGCGGUGUUUAUGGGUCACCUCGGUCUUGGUGGGCGUGCGUGGGAGCGCGCGCUGUGGUCUCGCCUCGACUUCAACGGCUACUUCUCUCAACACCGCACACGACCAGCGGUACCUGUGACACUACGGAGUGUCAGCGCGUCAGCAAACACGUUCACGCAGCCGCGCCGCACACGUGCACGUAGUGCCGGCCGGCUGUCGCGCCCGAAGAGUAGGGCUACAACGCCACGUCAUCAUCAGAGAACACCGAGGCGAACGUCAGCUGGGUGA
Leishmania braziliensis MHOM/BR/75/M2904 is the source of this 2346-nucleotide messenger RNA. RefSeq lists its product as hypothetical. Gene Ontology annotation, biological process: cytoplasmic microtubule organization; meiotic cell cycle; microtubule nucleation. Gene Ontology annotation, molecular function: gamma-tubulin binding; microtubule minus-end binding. Bases 1 to 2346 code for a protein of 781 amino acids. Lineage: Eukaryota; Euglenozoa; Kinetoplastea; Trypanosomatida; Trypanosomatidae. Gene Ontology annotation, cellular component: equatorial microtubule organizing center; centrosome; gamma-tubulin complex. The record is from RefSeq and is a predicted model, not a curated record. The transcript has a single exon.